Kwoniella shivajii is the source of this 1431-nucleotide messenger RNA. RefSeq lists its product as uncharacterized. Gene Ontology annotation, cellular component: nucleoplasm; nucleolus. The coding region runs from base 1 to 1431 and encodes 476 amino acids. Gene Ontology annotation, molecular function: protein binding. NCBI's taxonomy places the organism in Eukaryota, Fungi, Basidiomycota, Tremellomycetes, Tremellales, Cryptococcaceae. The record is from RefSeq and is a predicted model, not a curated record. The transcript has 6 exons.
AUGUCACAAAAAGAUCUCGACGCUGCCGUAUUGGCUUAUCUCGUUAAAAGGGGAUUCACAAAAGCGGUGAAGGCUUUAGAGAAGGAAUCGGAUGUCAAACCUGGUGAUGAAGGAAAAUUAGAAUCAGUAUGGGAGUCUUCUGUGCCAAAAACUCAAGAUGUUGAAAUGGCAUCUUCCUCUUCCUCUUCCUCUUCUUCGUCGUCUUCCUCUAGUAGCACUUCAAGCUCAAGUUCCGAUAGCGAUAGCGGUAGUGAAAGCGAGAAUGAAGCAAAGAAAGAUGUUAAAGUAGCUGCCGCUGUUCCACUACCUGAAUCUGAUAGCUCAAGCUCUGAUUCUGAUUCUGGUUCCGAGUCAGGUUCAGAAUCCGAUUCUUCCUCCUCUUCUUCGUCUUCGUCGUCAUCAUCAUCCAGCUCUUCUUCUUCCUCUUCAUCUUCAAGCUCUUCAUCGUCAUCUUCCACCUCUACUUCAUCUUCCGAUAAACCUGAACCGGCUUCAGCACUUUCAAGCGUCACUUUACAAGGAGAAACACCCGAUGAAGCAUCUUCCUCCUCCUCGUCUUCCUCAUCAUCAUCUUCCUCGUCCUCGUCGUCCGACUCAGAUAGUGACUCGUCUGACUCGGAAUCAGAAGAAAACAGUGAAAAGACUGUUCAAAAGUUCUUAGAUGUUGAAGCGUCCGAAUCAGGAUCUGAAUCUGAUUCAGAGUCGAGUGAUUCCGAAUCUUCUUCCUCGUCUUCUUCUUCGUCAUCAUCAUCGUCAUCAUCAUCCUCCUCAGAUAGUGAUUCAUCUUCUGAAUCUGAAUCCGACGACGAGAAAGACAAAGAAGAAGAAAAAGAAAAAGAAGCUAAACCAGUCAUUGGACAAAAACGAAAAGCUUCUUCCCCAACACCUUCAUCUUCCUCUUCUUCAUCAUCUUCGUCCUCUGCCAGUUCCAGCUCCGGAUCAUCAUCCUCCAGUUCAUCUUCAUCAGGAUCCGGAUCGGGCUCAAAAUCUGAUUCUUCACCUGCCGUUACUGUAGUGACUACCAAAAAGAGAAAAUUGGAAGAUGGUACAGAAGCAAUUACAUCAACUUCGACCACUACUACACCUGCUCAUCAUCAUCAUCACCACCAUCAUCACGAUCGUCUCGAUAUACCUGGAAGUGGAGCUGGUACGCCCACAUCAGGGGGAAAGAGACAAAGAAUCCAAGGUCAGAGAUUCGAAAGAAUCAAACCUGAUAAUGUAACUUUUCACGAUGACCGAUUAGUUGAUAAUUCAUUUGCUGCUAGGGAGGCAAUGGGCGCUAGCAUGAAUGAUUACGGAGCAAAGGCAUCGAGAGAUUUGAUCGUCACUAGAGGUGCGGGAUUCAGAAAAGAAAAGAACAAGAAGAAGAGAGGAAGUUACGUCGGUGGUGAAAUUACCCUCGCGUCGCAUUCAAUCAAAUUUGACGACUAG